This is a messenger RNA of Camellia sinensis, 3463 nucleotides long. Its product is annotated as lysine-ketoglutarate reductase/saccharopine dehydrogenase bifunctional enzyme. The record is from RefSeq and is a predicted model, not a curated record. Gene Ontology annotation, cellular component: cytoplasm. NCBI's taxonomy places the organism in Eukaryota, Viridiplantae, Streptophyta, Magnoliopsida, Ericales, Theaceae. Gene Ontology annotation, molecular function: saccharopine dehydrogenase activity.
UGGCUGCUGAUAAAACGUGAAUCUGUCUCUAUGUCUCUCUCCAGUUCACGACAACAAUAAAUACUGGCCUGGGCAGAGGAGGCUCAGAUGGUUGAGUAGAGUAGAGGAAUCGCAUACAAGCGAGCAGUCGGAUAUUCAUUACAUAAAUCAUCAAAAACGAAGGAUAUUGACAAAGGAACGAUGCUUGGAAAUGGAAUUGUUGGAAUCCUCUCUGAGUCUACAAACAAGUGGGAACGAAGGGCACCUCUUUCCCCCUCUCACUGCGCUCGACUGCUACAUAGUGACAAGGGUAAAACUGGAGUAGCCCGCAUUAUUGUGCAGCCAUCAACAAAGCGUGUGCAUCAUGAUGCUCUCUAUGAGGAUGUUGGCUGCGACAUAUCAGAUGACUUGUCAGAAUGUGGUCUUAUCUUGGGUAUCAAACAACCAAAGUUGGAGAAGAUUCUUCCUGAUAGAGCCUAUGCUUUUUUCUCCCAUACUCACAAGGCGCAGAAAGAAAACAUGCCAUUGUUAGAUAAGAUCAUAGCCGAAAGGGCAUCGUUAUUUGAUUAUGAGCUUAUUGUUGGUGACAAUGGAAAAAGGCUACUUGCAUUCGGAAAAUUUGCUGGUAGAGCUGGACUUAUUGAUUUUCUACGUGGAUUGGGACAGCGGUAUCUUAAUCUUGGAUAUUCAACACCUUUCCUGUCACUGGGUGCGUCUUACAUGUAUCCUUCCUUGGCUGCUGCCAAGUCUGCAGUGAUAUCUGUGGGUGAAGAGAUAGCAACUUUUGGACUAUCAUCUGGAAUCUGUCCUCUAGUGUUUGUUUUCACUGGUUCUGGAAAUGUUUCUCUUGGGGCCCAAGAAAUAUUCAAGCUUCUUCCUCACACUUUUGUAGAUCCAAGUAGUCUUCCAGAACUAUUUGCGAUGGCCAGGGAUUCUCAAUCUGCUCGGACAUCAAAGAGGGCCUUUCAAGUAUAUGGUUGUGUAGUGACUUGUCAAGACAUAGUUGAACCUAAAGAUCCUACAAAACUUUUUGACAAAGUUGACUACUAUGCACAUCCAGAGCACUACAGCCCCAUUUUCCAUGAAAAAAUAGCUCCCUAUGCAUCUGUUAUAGUCAAUUGCAUGUAUUGGGAGGAAAGAUUUCCUCGGUUGUUGACUACCAAGCAGUUGCAAGAUCUAAUGAGGAAAGGAUGUCCACUUGUUGGAAUCUCUGAUAUAACUUGUGAUAUUGGAGGCUCAAUAGAGUUUGUUAACCAAACUACAUUAAUUGACUCACCUUUCUUCAGAUAUGAUCCCUUUAAUAACUCAUACCAUCAUGACAUGGACGGAAAUGGUCUCAUAUGUUUGGCUGUUGACAUUCUCCCAACUGAGUUUGCGAAAGAGGCUUCCCAAUAUUUUGGAGAUAUCCUAUCCCAAUUUAUUGGCAGUUUGGCUUCUGUGAGAGAAAUUGAAGAGUUACCUGCACACUUAGGGAGAGCUUGUAUAACACGUGGAGGGGCCCUUACUUCAUUGUAUGAAUAUAUUCCUCGAAUGAGAAACUCCGACACAGAAGAUUUAUCAAAAACUCGUGCAAGCUGUCACUCUAAUAAGAAGAAAUACAAUCUAUUGGUAUCUUUGAGUGGUCAUCUGUUUGAUCAAUUUCUGAUAAAUGAGGCUUUGGAUAUUAUCGAAGCUGCAGGUGGCUCCUUUCACUUAAUUAAUUGUCAAGUGGGUCAAAGUGCAGAUGCUAUGUCUUAUUCAGAUCUUGAAGUUGGUGCAGAUGAUAGUGCAGUUCUGGAUCAAAUUAUUGAUUCUUUGACUUCUAUUGCCAAUCCUAGUGAAAAUUAUGGAUUUCAAAGGAAAGAACUGAAUGCAAUAUCAUUAAAGGUUGGUAGAAUUCAUAAGGAGAAGAGAUGCGAUACAAAAAAGAGAACUGUAGUCCUAAUUCUUGGCGCGGGCCGGGUCUGUCGACCAGCUGCCGAACUCUUAACAUCAAUUGGAAGCAUUUCAUCUCAACAAUGGUUAAAAACAUACAUGGAAGCUGACUUGGAAGAGCAGAAUGAUGUUCACGUUAUUGUUGCAUCUCUUUACCUAAAAGAUGCAGAAGAGAUAACUGAAGGUAUUCCAAAUGCCACAGCAGUACAACUUGAUAUAAUGGAUCAUGGAAGUCUUUGUGAGUACAUUUCGCAGGUUGAGGUGGUUAUCAGUUUAUUGCCUUCUAGUUGCCACAACAUCAUAGCACAUGCAUGUAUUGAGCUUGGGAAACAUCUCGUCACUGCUAGCUAUGUUGAUGAUUCCAUGUCAAAGCUAGAUGGAGUAGCAAAGAAUGCUGGUAUUACUAUUCUUGGUGAGAUGGGCUUGGACCCAGGCAUAGAUCAUAUGAUGGCAAUGAAAAUAAUCAACCAAGCACAUGUCAGGAGGGGGAGAAUUCGAUCUUUUACUUCUUAUUGUGGGGGCCUCCCUUCCCCAGCAGCUGCAAAUAACCCUUUAGCUUAUAAAUUCAGCUGGAAUCCAGCAGGAGCUAUCCGAUCUGGACGCAAUCCAGCCACCUACAGAUCUCAUGGAGUAACUGUACAUGUCGAUGGGAAUGAUCUCUAUGAUUCAGCUGUGAGAUUCCGGAUGCCUGAUCUUCCAGCUUUUGCAUUGGAGUGUAUUCCAAAUCGCAAUUCUUUGGUUUAUGGUGACCUAUAUGGAAUUGGACAUGAAGCAUUAACCAUAUUUCGUGGAACCCUCCGUUAUGAAGGAUUUGGUGAAAUAAUGGGGACAAUGGCGAGAAUUGGUUUCUUUAACACAGAAGCUGACCCAAUACUUAAAAAUGAAAUUAGACCCACAUAUGUAUCCAUUCUGCUUGAACUUCUCAGUAUUCAAAGUCAGAAUUUGGCAGGAACUGUGAUGGGAGAGAAGGAUGUCAUGGAAAGAGUUAUUGCACUUGGACUUUGCAAAGAGCAGGGAAUGGCAGCGAUGACAGCCAAAACCAUCAUAUUUUUGGGAUUUCAUGAGGAGACUAAAAUUCCUGUAUCCUGUCAAAGUGCAUUUGAUGUUACCUGUCUCCGCAUGGAAGAGAGGCUAGCAUACUGCAGCAAUGAACAGGACAUGGUGCUUUUGCACCAUGAAGUGGAGGUAGACUUCCCAGAUGGCCAACCUGCAGAGAACCAUCACGCCACUCUACUGGAAUUUGGGAGGACUAAGGAUGGGAAAACAACCACUGCUAUGGCUUUCACCGUUGGGGUUCCAGCAGCCAUUGGAGCUCUGCUCUUACUUGCAAACAAGAUCAAGACAAAGGGUGUCUUAAGGCCCAUUGAGCCUGAAGUUUAUGUGCCAGCACUAGAUAUCUUACAGGCUUAUGGGAUCAAGUUGCUGGAGAAGAUCGAUUGACUUGGAUUGCUUUUUAUAUCAUACUGUGUAGAUAUGCACAUUUCAUACUGGUCUAUAUAUUCAUUCUAAAGAUGAAUAUGGUUGUGAUAUCUAAUAAAAGUGAUAGUGAUGGUGUGAUUAAAGUUACAUA